AUGGAUGAGACAUCUGGGGAGGAUGCGACUGCUGCUGGUGGUGGCGAGUGUGUGGCUGGUGGCCGCCGUGGGGCAGGCAGGGGCCAAGCCACCCAACAUCGUCUUCAUCGUCGCCGACGACAUGGGCUGGAACGACGUGAGCUUCCACGGCUCGGACCAGGUGCCCACGCCCAACAUCGACGCCCUGGCGUACCACGGGGUCAUCCUCAACGGCCACUACGUGCAGCCGGUCUGCACGCCGUCCCGGUCGGCCAUCAUGACCGGGAAGUACGCCGUCCGGCUGGGCAUGCAGGGCCACGUGAUCCUGGGAGACGAGGUGCACGCGCUGCCCGAGGGCAAGAUCCUGCCGCAGUACCUCAAGGACCUGGGCUACGUCACCAGGGCCAUCGGCAAGUGGCACCUGGGCCACUACUCCAAGGUCUACACGCCCACCUACCGCGGGUUCGACUCCCACCUCGGCUACUGGAACGCCGGCGUCGGCUACUACGACUACAUAUUUGCAGACAGGGGAGCCCACGGGUACGACCUGCGCGAGAACCUGACGACGGCGUGGCAGUACAACGGCAAGUACGCGACGGACGUGUUCACCGAGGAGGCGGAGCGGCUGAUCCGGGAGCACGACGCGGAGCGCCCGCUGUUCCUCUACUUCGCGCACCUCGCCUGCCACCCCGGGGACCACUCGCAGCUCAUCAACGCCCCGCAGGACCUCAUCAACAGCUUCUCCUACAUCUCGCACCCCGACCGCCGCAUACUCGCAGCGGUGAUGGCGAAGAUGGACGAGUCCGUGGGGCGUGUGGUGACAGCCCUGCACGAGCGCGACAUGCUCAACAACUCCAUCAUUGUGUUCGUCGCCGACAACGGGGCGGGCAGCGACGUCAACUGGGGCUCCAACUUCCCGUUCAGAGGCAUAAAGAACAGCCUCUGGGAGGGUGCGGUGCACGGCGUGGCUGCUGUAUGGAGCCCCCUGCUGCAGAACACGUCCAGGGUGGACCACGAGCUGAUGCACAUAUCGGACUGGCUGCCCACGCUGUACGCCGCAGCAGGAGGUAAUGCGUCCGACCUGCCGGACGACCUGGACGGGGUGAACAUGUGGCCGCGGCUGGUCUCUGGAGAGCCCAGCCAGCGCACGGAGAUACU
This is a messenger RNA of Schistocerca gregaria, 1137 nucleotides long. RefSeq lists its product as uncharacterized. NCBI's taxonomy places the organism in Eukaryota, Metazoa, Arthropoda, Insecta, Orthoptera, Acrididae. The record is from RefSeq and is a predicted model, not a curated record. The transcript is spliced from 8 exons. Bases 1 to 1050 code for a protein of 349 amino acids.